AAAUCAGGGAUAAUAAAUCAUAGUUUGAAACUGCAGAGACUCUUCUAAAUUCAGAAGUACAUAUGCUUCUUGAGCAUCGUAAGCAACAGAAUGAGAGUGCAGAAGAUGAGCAGGAGCUUUCAGAAGUCUUCAUGAAAACCUUGAACUACACAGCACGCUUCAGCCGUUUCAAAAACCGUGAAACCAUCGCCAGUGUCCGUAGUUUGCUGCUCCAGAAAAAGCUCCAUAAAUUUGAACUGGCAUGUUUGGCUAACCUGUGUCCUGAGACAGCUGAGGAAGCAAAAGCUUUGAUUCCGAGCCUGGAGGGCCGAUUUGAAGAUGAGGAAUUACAGCAGAUCCUUGACGACAUUCAGACUAAACGCAGCUUCCAGUAUUAAGGUUAAUCCUCAACGCCUUUAACUGAACAGAAAAACCUGGGAACUUUGACUCUUUCUCAGCCCUCUGGAGCAGUCCCGCUCAUGGCUGAGCGAAGGGAGUUGUGGACAUGGGGCACUCCAGUGCUGCGUUGUACAGAGGCGCAGUCAGACUGGAGAUCAGGUCUGUCCCACGUGUACGUUGGUAAGGACGCCUGUAUUGUGAGAGCCAAGAACCUGAAAAGUCUUUUCACUGGUGGCUCAAGUAUUUGUUUCUUCCAAAUCCCUCUCCCUGCCUUGGGAAUUUUCAAUGUGUUUCUGUUUUUUAGCAGAAAUGUAGAUGUGACUUUUUUUUUUGGUGAACUUUUAAAGGAGAAAAUUGUUCUCGACUCUUGGAAGGUUUAGUGAUGGGCAGCAUCAACUUCUGUGGUGGGUUUUUUGUUUGGUUUGGUUUUUUUAUCAUUUGAUCAGGACAGUGGAU
This is a messenger RNA of Egretta garzetta (little egret), 834 nucleotides long. It is a transcript of the gene POLR2D, whose product is annotated as RNA polymerase II subunit D. Bases 63 to 377 code for a protein of 104 amino acids. Gene Ontology annotation, biological process: transcription initiation at RNA polymerase II promoter; nuclear-transcribed mRNA catabolic process, deadenylation-dependent decay; mRNA export from nucleus in response to heat stress. Lineage: Eukaryota; Metazoa; Chordata; Aves; Pelecaniformes; Ardeidae. Gene Ontology annotation, cellular component: P-body; RNA polymerase II, core complex. The transcript has 4 exons. The record is from RefSeq and is a predicted model, not a curated record. Gene Ontology annotation, molecular function: nucleotide binding; translation initiation factor binding.